AAUGUCAACAAACGAACUGAACGCACUUACGACACUCGGUGUUACGGGAAAUAUCGAUGCCCCUAAGAAAAAGUCCCUUUCGGGUAAAAUACUAAUCGGAGUAACAGGUGGCAUUGCGGUCGGUCUUUCCAUCGUUUGCUAUCCAUUCGUUGCACCGGCGUUGCGUAAACACUGCCUUCCGUACGUGCCGGCAACAACGAAGCAGAUUGAAAAUGUUCUGUCAUCGGUAGGACGGGCUCAGACUGGGGGUUCCAACAAACUGUUGGACAUUGGUUCCGGCGAUGGCAGGAUUGUGAUUGCUGCUGCCAAGAGACUUCAAGUGGAAGCGCAUGGGGUGGAACUGAAUCCCUGGUUGGUAUACUACUCCAGACUGGCGGCUCUGAAAGACGGUGCAUUCGGACGGACGAAAUUCUUCCGUAAGGAUUUAUGGAAGUAUGACAUAUCCGGAUACAAUAACAUAGUGAUCUUCGGAGUGGAACAGAUGAUGGCGGAUUUAGAGCAAAAAAUUAAAGCUGAAGCAAAACCAGAAUCAACAAUAAUUGCUUGUCGAUUCCCAUUCCCAACCUUGCAACCAACAAAAACCAUAGAAGACGGAAUUGACUCCGUUUGGGUUUAUCGGAAAGUGAAAUAAGAUG
Molecule: messenger RNA, 635 nt
Organism: Ochlerotatus camptorhynchus
Lineage: Eukaryota; Metazoa; Arthropoda; Insecta; Diptera; Culicidae
Product: ATP synthase subunit C lysine N-methyltransferase
Exons: 3
Coding region: 2-631 (209 amino acids)
Biological process (GO): regulation of mitochondrial ATP synthesis coupled proton transport; positive regulation of proton-transporting ATP synthase activity, rotational mechanism; peptidyl-lysine trimethylation
Cellular component (GO): mitochondrion
Molecular function (GO): protein-lysine N-methyltransferase activity
Source: RefSeq, a predicted model, not a curated record